GGGCCGCCCCGGUGCGGCGGGGCCCGGCCCGCAGAGCCCCAGCGCCGCCGCCAUGAGCAGCGCGGAGCCGCCGCUCGGCGCCGGGCCGCGGGCAGCGCCCGCCUGGCAGCGGGAGAUCCUGGAGCGCAAGCGGGCCAAGCUGGCCGGGGCGGGCGGCGAGCCCGAGCCCCCGGCCGGGGAGCGGCUGGUGGUGGCGGAGAGCCUGGGCCCGCUCCGCGAGAACCCCUUCAUGCGGCUGGAGAGCGAGCGGCGCCGGCUGCGGCAGGGGCGGCCCGGGCCCGGCGGCGCGGCGCGGCCCCUGCAGCAGCUGCUGGAGCUGUACAGCGCCGUGCCCGGCAUCCGCACCAUCCGCGCCGACAACAUCCUCAUCAUCGAGUCCCGCGCCGACCCCGCCGCCUGCUUCUCGGCGGGGGACGCGCCGCCCGCCCGCCGCCGGGACCCGGCCGGCGCCGACCCGCUGCGGGAGCUGCUGGCCCGGCGCGGCGCCGCGCUCGCCGAGAUCCGCGCCGACCAGGUCGUCAUCUACGAGACGGCCGAGCCGCCGGAGCCGCCCGAGGCGGCCGAGCCGGGCACCGUCAGCCGCCUCCUGGAGAAGUUCGGGCAGCGGCCGCGGGGCCGCCGUCGCCGCGUUGGGGACGCGCUGACCGGGACCGGCGGGGUCGCGGCUCCGCCGCAGGUGGGACCGGGCGCUUCCCGGGCCGCGCCGCCCCCUCCGCCCGCGGGGCCCGGCUCCCCCCGCGCCCCCGCGCCCCUCCAGAAGGGACCCGGCUUCCCCCGGGCUCCGGCGCCAAAGCCGGGACCGGCAUCUCCGCCCGCGGUCCCGACCACUCCUCCGCCGCUGCCGGCUCCCCCCCGAGCUGCCACCCCCCCAGCGGUGCCGGUGGCCCCGCAGCCCACGGUCCUGCAGCCGGCUUCCCCCCGGGCUGUCACCCCUCCGCCCGCGGCCUCCCCGCGGGCUGCCACUCCCCCGCCCACGGUUUCCCCUCGGGCUGUCACCCCCCAGCCCGCGGCACCUCCCCGGGCUGUCACCCCCCAGCCCACCCCGGCUCCCCCCCGGGCUGCAGCCCCCCAGGCGGCCCCGGCUGCCCCCAAGGCUGCGGCCCCUCAGGCCAACUGCUUUGUCCACAAGAUCAGCUCCAACUCCUUCACGGUCACGCCCCGGGGGCAGCCCCCCAGCGCCCGCGUCCCCGAGCCCGGUGCUGUCCCCGCCGGCCGCCCCGCAACGCCCAAGGGGCCGCCAGUGCCAUCCCCCAGCCCUUCCCAUGCCAGAGCCAACGCCAGGAGGCCAAAGCCGGAGGAGGCCGAAGCGGCCGUGUCGCCCCUGCCCAGUGCCAGUCCGGCCCCCAGUGCCACCGGCGCCGUUCGGCCGCUCUCCGCCUCUGCCCCCCGGGCCGGGGGCUCCUUCGAAAUCCACCCGGCCCCCAAGCCCGACUUGGCGGCCAUCCCGGCCCACGACCUGCAGGCACAGGCUCUGGCCAAGCUGCGCCUCAAUUCGCGCAAUUCCUUCGUCUUCGUGCCCCGCCGGGAGGGCAGCCCGGCCCAGAUUGCCAGGCCAGGCCCGCCGCCGCCGCCCGCGGAGGAGAAGGCGCCCAAGGAGCCCCCGAGGGCUCCCGCCCCGGAGCAGGAAGAGCCCAUCACUUCCCCAGCGGCGCCUCUGGAACCCUUGGUACCUGUGACUUACAUCGAUGACAUUGUGGAGCCGGAGAGCGGGGAGCUGCUUCCCAGGGCUGGCCCGGCUGCGAGGACCGGGAGCUUGGCGGAUCAGCACGCAGGAGCUGGCCCGGACCUGGAGAUGGAGUUUUCGUCCGUGCCCCUCUACAGACCGCACUCUGCCCCCCAGCAGAGGGGAGGCAGCACCUUCACUGUCGUGCCCAAAAGGAAGCCCGUGGCCCCAGGGCUGCAGGCCGAUGCCAGCGGAAGGCCACAGCGGGAGGAAGAGGAGGAGGAGGAGGAGAGCAAAGGAAGAGGCAAAGCCGUGGAGAACGCUGAUGGGCCCCAAGUGGGGACAUCCCACAAAAAGCGCUACCCCACAGUGAACGAGAUUGAAGUGAUCGGGGGGUACCUGUCUCUGGAGAGGUCCUGCAUGAGCAAGACGGGCUCACGCCGCAAGAAGAUGAAGAUCUCUUUCAAUGAGACAAGCUUGCAGACCAUGUUUGAGUACCCCUCAGAGAGCUCUCUGGCAGAAGAAGAUGAGGAAGAUGAAGGACAUGCUUCUGAAACAGAGGAGGAAAAAUCUCAUUCCUAUUACAUUCCACGCCCAAACAGCACUUUGCAUCCCAGUACACCUAACUCAGCAGAUUUAUCCAGCUACACCCCAAAGCACUCCGUGAAGUUCAGCGAGUGGCAGGAGCAGAAGUAUGAGGGUCCUGCUGCAGAGGGACCUGCAGCAAAGGAAGCUGAUUCCCAUGGGAACCAAGUCAUGCUCACCCCGGCGGAGAAGGGCGGGCUCUCGGAUUUCAGCAGCGAGCCCGCGCUCUAUUUCUGAGGCUGCUCGGCGGCGCUGCAGCAGCGGCUGCUGGGCAGGACGGGGCGGUGCAGCCGCACGGGAACCGCACCGGCCCCGCAUCCUCCUGCCACGGGCGGACCAGGUGCCCUCGGCCAUCCUCGGAGAAUAUUUGCACUGGAUUUUGGGACCCAACUACUGCUCUCAAGGCGUAUGAUUGAUUCUGCCUGUGGCCUUGCAUAUUCCUUGUUCAAGAUCAGCUGCUGGUUAGGCACGUGUGGGAAGGAUAUCUGUAAUCCCGGGGUGGAUGUUGAUUUUUCUCAGUGCUUGUCUGAGUCCAGGCACUGUGCAGGGUCUGGACAGCUUUUGCAACCCUUCUCCCCGGUGGAGGAUGGCUCUGGAGUUGGAGCACUGGGCAGUUAGGUGGGUUCACAGCAUGGCUGUGAUUUGACACAUUGGGUAUCAGUUUGGAAAACCAUGGGUUGUCCUCGGCAUGUUUCCAGCCCUGGUUUCACUGAAACAUCAUGGAAUUCAUGUGCCAGUUACAUGCUUGUGGAGAUCACUGAACACCCCGAGGGAGGGAUGGGAACAGUUAUGAAUGCCUUUAGCUUUAGGUGUUAUUUUUGCACCAAUCAGUUGAGAAAUGUCCAGACUGUAUUGAGCUUCUUGAAGAUUCCCAAACAUUGGCCAUAGCCUUGGUCUGUCAUUCCCAACUCUGGCAUCCAGUCUCUGGGAAUUGCUGGUUGUGCUCCACUUUGCCAGCUCCUUUUGUUGCUUUAUUCCAGAUCUGAUUGAUCUCUCUUGGCUGCUUCCUCUACGCCACACUCUGCUCCUCUAAUCAAAGCACAGGAGGGCAGUUUCACUCCUUUCUUCUGCAGAACUUGAACAAGGAAUGUGGGUUAUUUUUGUUUUUUUCUAGCAUUUUUAUAGUUCUAUUGUAAUUGUUUAAUGCAGCCAAUAUGCAAAGGAAUCUGCUAGAAUCUUCCAUUCAAGUUUUCUACUACUGUAAACUCAGGGUCAAAAUUGCACUCUGGAACAGAUGGAGCAGUGCUGCUAAUGUGAUUUGUACUUUGGGAUUAAAAGAGAUGUGGUGAGAAGAGAUCUGGACUCUUUGGGCUUUAUGGAAUGAGUGUGGAAUGCCCCUGGUGUGGGGCAUGAUACAAAGGAACAAGCUGGUAUCUUUGAUUAUAUGUGAUGGUUACUGGUUUGUCUAUUAUAGAUGAUGAAUGUUCAAGUGACACUGGUCUGUGAACUCAAAAUGCUCUGCAUAUCUUGCACUUGGCUUGGUGUCUGUAGUAGCAGCAAGGGAAGGCUGUUCUGUUGAAAAACACAGGAUUAAAUGUUAGAACAUAUCUAAUUGUAGCUGUUCCCUGCUGCCCUGGGUGCCUAAAUACUUUUGGAAAAAUAAUGCAAAAAAAAAAAAAAAAUAA
Oenanthe melanoleuca is the source of this 3873-nucleotide messenger RNA. RefSeq names its product taperin (gene TPRN). The transcript has 4 exons. Gene Ontology annotation, molecular function: phosphatase binding. Bases 53 to 2485 code for a protein of 810 amino acids. Lineage: Eukaryota; Metazoa; Chordata; Aves; Passeriformes; Muscicapidae. The record is from RefSeq and is a predicted model, not a curated record.